AUGGCUCCCAACGAAAGCGAAGUCCGGCUGUAUCUCGGCUUCAUCGCGCGGCACCAGCAGGACGCGGAAGUCAGCUACAAAGUCUCUCUCUUUACGGCGCAGAAAAACCUACAGACCGGAAAGGAGGCACUCACGAGAUUUUUUGCGUAUAACAAGCUCAUGCCCCUCGAGCUCGAGGUAAACUCGUACCGAUACGAGAAUGUGGAGCACCCGGCGAUGGUGUUCACGUCGUGCGUCGCCUUGGGCAACCUUCCACCGGAAACCACCGUCAAGCAUCUCGAUGCCUUGUUCCAGCAAGUGUUCCUCUCCAAAGAGGGCCACAAGAACAAGUGGCAAACCGAGGACUGGGCGCAUAGCGCGAUCCAGAUGCUCACCAAGGAGGGACUCCUGGAAGAACUUCAGGCGGACUUCUGGCUGGUGUGGGGGCGCGGCUACACCUUUGCCAACGCUACUAAAUUCGGUUAUCCGGCUGUUCCUGUCUGCAACGUCUCGGGCCAACCACUUGCGUCUGAGUGGCCAUUACCUGGCAAAUCUACGUUGUAA
Molecule: messenger RNA, 543 nt
Organism: Fibroporia radiculosa
Lineage: Eukaryota; Fungi; Basidiomycota; Agaricomycetes; Polyporales; Fibroporiaceae
Exons: 2
Coding region: 1-543 (180 amino acids)
Source: RefSeq, a predicted model, not a curated record